Messenger RNA from Pseudomassariella vexata, 1038 nucleotides. RefSeq names its product mitochondrial carrier domain-containing protein. The transcript has 3 exons. The annotation marks the transcript as partial. The record is from RefSeq and is a predicted model, not a curated record. NCBI's taxonomy places the organism in Eukaryota, Fungi, Ascomycota, Sordariomycetes, Amphisphaeriales, Pseudomassariaceae.
AGCCAACUCCUCCCCGCGCUUCACCACGCCCUCUCCGGUUCAGCAGGCACCGCCAUCUCAACAUGUCUUACGUAUCCACUCUCACUAGUGAUUACUCGGCUGCAAGUUCAGCGCCAGUUAGUCCGCGAGGGCAAACUUCAACCUCCUCAGGGAACUGGUCCGCAAGGUCCUCCCGGCGAAGCCGCAGAGGAGGAGGGGGCUUACCGGGGCAUCGUCGACGCCUUUUCGCGGAUCUGCGCGGACUCGGACGCGGGCGGGUGGAAAGCGCUUUUUGGUGGCCUAGCGGGCGAUGUGGGCAAGUCUGUCUUGGACUCUUUCCUCUUUUUUCUAUUUUAUGAGUGGUUUCGGGCGCGGCGGUUGCGGUCGCGUAGUCUGGGAAAGGGGUUGCGAGUAUGGGAAGAGCUGGCAAUAGGCAUGGCGGCGGGGGCCUGCUCGAGGGCGUUCACCACGCCCAUCGCCAAUGUGGUGACACGGAAGCAGACGGCGGCACUGCUGGAAGGGGGGGCGGAGGCGAAGGAGUUGACCCUGAGGGAGAUUAUGCAGGCGAUCCGCGAGGAAAAAGGACUGGCAGGGUUCUGGUCGGGGUACUCAGCGACUCUUGUCUUGUCGCUUAACCCCGGCAUCACCUUUUUCCUGCAGGAGAUGCUCAAGAAAAGCUUGCUGGGCGCUGAGAAGUGGGACAAACCAGGACCACACUUGACGUUCUUGUUCGCGGCGCUGAGCAAAUCCGCCGCGAGCGCCAUCACGUAUCCAUUCCAACUCGCCAAGGCGAGGCUUCAACUUGUUGAAGUAAUCGAGGCCAAACUGGCCGCCUCGCGCGCCGCCAACAAGCUCGCCAAGCAGAGCAUCAUCGGCGUCAUGCGGCAAAUCGUCGACACCGAAGGCGUCGGCUCACUGUACGACGGGCUCUCGGGCGAGCUCCUGCGGGGGUUCUUCGGCCACGGCAUGACGAUGCUGGCCAAGGAUGUCGUGUAUAAGCUGCUCUUCAAGAUCUACCUCGUGGUUGCCGCCGUCUUGUCCGAGAUGCGCCGGCGGAGA